Cynocephalus volans (Philippine flying lemur) is the source of this 2922-nucleotide messenger RNA. RefSeq names its product seizure related 6 homolog (gene SEZ6). The record is from RefSeq and is a predicted model, not a curated record. Gene Ontology annotation, cellular component: dendritic spine; neuronal cell body; endoplasmic reticulum. The transcript is spliced from 16 exons. Gene Ontology annotation, biological process: regulation of protein kinase C signaling; synapse maturation; regulation of dendrite development. Bases 40 to 2922 code for a protein of 960 amino acids. NCBI's taxonomy places the organism in Eukaryota, Metazoa, Chordata, Mammalia, Dermoptera, Cynocephalidae.
UCAGAGGCCCCAACUGUGGGGGAAGGGCAAGCCCCAGGCAUGGAAGAGACGGAUGGGGAGCUGACAGCGGCCCCCACACCUGAGCAGCCAGAACGAGGUGUCCACUUCGUCACAACAGCCCCCACCCUGAAACUGCUAAACCACCACCCACUGCUCGAGGACUUCCUACAAGAGGGACUGGAGAGGGGUGAGAAGGAACUGAGGCCAGCACUGCCCUUCCAGCCUGACCCACCUACACCCUUCACCCCAAGUCCCCUUCCCCGCCUGGUCAACCAGGACAACCGCCCUGUCUUUACCAGCCCCACUCCGGCCAUGGCUGCAGCACCCACUCAGCCCCAGUCCAGGGAGGGACCCUGGAGCCUAGAGUCAGAACCCCCUGUGCUUCGUAUCACAGCUCCCCUACCUCCAGGACCCAGCAUGGCAGUGCCCACCCUAGGCCCAGGGGACAGGCCCAGUACUACACCCCCCAGCAGAGCACGGACUCCAACCCAAGAAGGUCCUGGAGACAUGGGCAGGCCAUGGGCUCCAGAGGUCAUGUCCCAGACCACAGGGCUCGGGAUCGAGGGGACCAUCGCCACCUCCACAGCUUCAGGGGAUGACGAGGAGACUACCACCACCACCACCAUCAUCACCACUACUAUAACCACAGUCCAGCCACCAGGCUCUUGUAGCUGGAAUUUCUCAGGCCCAGAGGGCUCUCUGGACUCCCCCACAGCCUCCAGCUUACCCCCUGAUGUCGGCCUGGAUUGUUUCUACUACAUCUCCGUCUACCCUGGCUAUGGUGUGGAAAUCAAGGUCUGGAAUAUCAGCCUCCGGGAGGGGGAGACCAUGACUGUGGAGGGCCUGGGGGCACCUGACCCACUACCUCUGGCCAACCAGUCUUUCCUGCUGCGGGGCCAAGUCAUCCGCAGCCCCACCCACCAAGCAGCCCUGAAGUUCCAGAGCCUCCCACCACCUGCUGGACCUGGCACCUUCCAUUUCCACUACCAAGCCUAUCUCCUGAGCUGCUACUUUCCCCAACGUCCAGCUUAUGGAGAUGUGACUGUCACCAGCCUCCAUCCAGGAGGCAGCGCCCGCUUCCACUGUGCCACUGGCUACCAGCUGAAGGGUGCCAGUCUCCUUACUUGUCUCAAUGCUACUCAACCCUUCUGGGAUUCCCAGGAGCCUGUAUGUAUUGCUGCCUGUGGUGGUGUGAUCCGUAACGCCACCACUGGCCGUAUUGUCUCUCCGGGCUUCCCGGGCAACUAUAGCAACAACCUCACCUGCCACUGGCUGCUUGAGGCUCCUGAGGGCCAGCGGCUACACCUGCACUUUGAGAAGGUUUCCCUGGCAGAGGAUGAUGACAGGCUCAUUAUUCGCAAUGGGGACAACGUGGAUGCCCCACCUGUGUACGAUUCCUAUGAGGUGGAAUACCUGCCCAUUGAGGGCCUGCUCAGCUCUGGCAGACACUUCUUUGUGGAACUCAGUACUGAUAGCAGCGGGGCAGCUGCAGGCAUGGCCCUGCGCUAUGAGGCCUUCCAGCAGGGCCAUUGCUAUGAGCCCUUUGUCAAAUACGGCAACUUCAGCAGCAGUGCACCCUCCUACCCCGUUGGUACCACUGUGGAGUUCAGCUGCGACCCUGGCUACACCCUGGAGCAGGGUUCCAUCAUCAUCGAAUGUGUUGACCUCCAUGACCCUCAGUGGAAUGAGACAGAGCCAGCCUGCCGAGCCGUGUGCAGCGGGGAGAUCACAGACUCGGCCGGAGUUGUGCUCUCCCCCAACUGGCCAGAGCCCUACGGCCGUGGGCAGGACUGCAUCUGGGGUGUGCAUGUGGAAGAGGACAAGCGCAUCAUGCUGGACAUCCGAGUGCUGCGCAUAGGCCCUGGUGAUGUUCUUACCUUCUAUGAUGGGGAUGACCUGACAGCUCGGGUCUUGGGCCAGUACUCAGGGCCCCGUGGCCACCUCCAGCUCUUUACCUCCAUGGCUGAUGUCACCAUCCAGUUCCAGUCGGACCCUGGGACCUCAGUGCUGGGAUACCAGCAGGGCUUCGUCAUCCACUUCUUUGAGGUGCCCCGCAAUGACACAUGUCCGGAGCUGCCUGAGAUCCCCAAUGGUUGGAAGAACCCGUCACAGCCUGAGCUGGUACAUGGCACUGUGGUUACUUACCAGUGCUACCCCGGCUACCAGGUGGUGGGAUCCAGUGUCCUCAUGUGCCAGUGGGACCUAACCUGGAGUGAGGACCUGCCCUCAUGCCAGAGGGUGACUUCCUGCCAUGACCCUGGGGAUGUGGAACACAGCCGACGCCUCAUAUCCAGCCCCAAGUUUCCUGUGGGGACCACAGUGCAGUAUAUCUGCGACCAGGGUUUUGUGCUGACGGGUAGCACCAUCCUCACCUGCCAUGAUCGCCAGGCCGGCAGCCCCAAGUGGAGUGACCGGACCCCCAAAUGUCUUUUGGAACAACUCAAGCCAUGCCAUGGCCUCAGUGCCCCCGAGAAUGGAGCCCGCAGUCCUGAGAAGCGGCUACAUCCAGCAGGGGCCACCAUUCACUUCUCUUGUGCCCCAGGCUAUGUGCUGAAGGGCCAGGCCAGGAUCAAGUGUGUGCCUGGGCACCCCUCGCAUUGGAGUGACCCCCCACCCAUCUGUAGGGCUGCCUCUCUGGAUGGGUUCUACAGCAGCCGCAGCCUAGAUGUUGCCAAGGCACCUGCUGCCUCCAGCACCCUGGAUGCUGUCCACAUUGCAGCUGCCAUCUUCUUGCCGCUGGUGGCAAUGGUGCUGUUGGUGGGAGGUGUGUACCUCUACUUCUCCAGGCUCCAGGGGAAAAGCCCCCUCCAGCUGCCCCGAACACGCCCCCACCCCUACAACCGCAUCAUGGUGGAGUCAGCAUUUGACAAUCCAACCUAUGAUACUGGAUCUCUUUCCUUUGCAGGAGACGAGAGAAUAUGA